AUGUCACUUGUAUUCCGAAAACAAUUAGAAAUUUUGGAAAAUUCAGGGAUUCCUGUAAAAACCCUGACUGCGGCUGAUCUUUAUCCAUUUUGAGAAGACUCAGACCCAAGACUCAAGCACUUUGGUGACGAAGAGAAAAAAAAGUCAGUUUUAGAUGUUGCUGAAGAAUUAGAGCAAGGCAAAAAUCCUAAAUAUCGGCUACUGUUAUGCACUUUUAUAGAAGGCUUAGGCUUUUGAAAAGAUUACCAAGCUUUAAGAUCAGAAAUCAGCUCAUCAGAUCCUUACGAGCUUGCAAAAUUCGAUGCUGAGUUCAGACGAUACGUAUCCAGAAAACAAACACAAACCUAUGAAGACGAUUUUGAGCCAGAAAACCUUCCAAUUCUGUCAGCUUCGAAUCCAGAAAACGCUCCAACAGAUUUCAAUAGCACAUUUGACAGGGAUUCUGAGUGCAAUCGGAGUGAGUACUUUGGAGACACAAGUACUUUUUCAAGAUUCAAAACAAUUUCAUUUACAAACAUCGUCCCCCAACCAGUGAGAGGAAACUAUAAUCAAGAAUUGUAUGAAGAAGACAGCCUCGAGCUGGAUACAAGAACUGAAACGAAAACUUUUUUUACCCCAGCUGAGCUAGCACAAACUGAAGCAGAUAUAAAUGAUCUUUUAUUUCCUGAAGAUCAAUUUAUUAUCAAAAAAUUCAUAGCAAAAGGAGGAGAAGGAAAGGUUUAUGUCGCUGAAGAUGUGGUGACCAAAGAUCUUGUCGCAUUAAAACAAUUUGAAGCUCCUGUUGAGGAAAGAGAUGCUUUUAUCGCAAUCAUUUCGAAAGAAGCACAACUUAUGAAAUCUUUUUGCCAUCCAAAUAUAGUGAAAUGUCUCGGACUUUAUAUGCCACAGGAACAAACUGAAGGCAUGAUAACUGUAAGUAUUGUGAUGGAGUACAUAGAAGGAGGGUCUUUAGCUGACAAACUUAAAACUAAAGGACCAUUUUCUCUUGAAGAAAUAAAAGAUUUGUGCAAGGACAUUCUAGAAGGGUUGGAUUACUUGCAUGGGCUUAAUAUUAUCUACAGGGAUAUAAAGCCCAGCAAUAUUCUCUGCGGAGAUUUGCUGAAGAUUACUGAUUUUGGGAUUUCUACGCAAUUGAGAGAAAUUGAAACAAUUCCAAGAAGCUGUGCAGGAACUCCUUGGUAUAUGGCACCUGAGGUGAUAUUAGGGGAGCCUUAUUCUUACGCAGCUGAUAUAUGAAGUCUUGGCUGUCUGGUUUAUGAGCUAUACACUGGGAGCAAGCCUUUCAAAACAGCUGGACUUACAAGAGUUUUACAUUUGAUGGUGGAUUGUCUUAAUCCUUUGGAUUGCCAAGAAGAGCCACUUCCUCAAGAUUUAGAAGACUUCUUAUUGAAAUGCUGGAGACGGCCAUAUUCUUUGCGACCUUCCGCAAAAGAAUUGUUGGGGCAUAGAUUUUUAGUUUAA
This is a messenger RNA of Blepharisma stoltei, 1461 nucleotides long. The record is from the annotation of a GenBank genome assembly. NCBI's taxonomy places the organism in Eukaryota, Ciliophora, Heterotrichea, Heterotrichida, Blepharismidae.